This is a messenger RNA of Fomitiporia mediterranea MF3/22, 759 nucleotides long. RefSeq lists its product as uncharacterized. NCBI's taxonomy places the organism in Eukaryota, Fungi, Basidiomycota, Agaricomycetes, Hymenochaetales, Hymenochaetaceae. The coding region runs from base 1 to 759 and encodes 252 amino acids. The record is from RefSeq and is a predicted model, not a curated record. The transcript has 6 exons.
AUGUUUGGCUGGAUACGAGACGUUCUCCGGAAUAUCUUCAUUCCUAAAUCAAAGAUCACACAUGUCUUCUCAUCUGAAAAAACUCUUCUUCUCAGUCAAUCAAGGAAGGCCUACGUUCUAUUGCCAGAAGACGAGGAGGUUGCAGCAAUUAAAGUUCUUCAAGAAGCUGGACACAACGAGAAAGAAUUCACUAUAUUCAUUUAUAGAUUGACUGUAAAUGCCCCUUUUCCGGGGAUGAGAAAGAACUUACCUCAUAUGAAGUGGAUUGUAAAGAAAAGUGUUGUGGGGGACACUGCCAAUCUAAUAGUUUAUGAGAAUACAGAAGAUCCGAAGAAAUGGAUAACUUAUCUUUGGAAGUGCUUUUGUGACGACCGGUGGGACGAGCUGGAAGACGCUUAUAAAUUCGCCUUUGGAGUGAUGAGAGCAUUUGCACAGCCGACAGAUCAGCCUUUAACUUGCAAAGAUAAUACUGCUGAAUUGAUGUUCUAUGCAAGGAAAGAAGGUUAUGAAGUUCGGUGGAUUAUGUCCAUGCACAAGACGCCAUACUUGAACCAAAUCAUCAUGACAGGUCCGGAUGGAUAUAAUUUUGAAACCGAAGUCACAUGUUGGUAUCCAACCUGUUGGAAGCAGACCAAAGCAGAACUGGAAAGGAUUUGCGAGAAGGACUUUGGAUUUACGUUUGACAAGAUAAACAAAGAGAUUGCGGAGAAGAUAGCAGAAGAAUUAAAGAGAUCGCUAGUUCUUAAUCAUAAUCAUUAG